CUUUUUUCUUUUUUUCCUUUUUCCUUUUUCCUUUUUCCUUUUUCCUUUUUUCCCUUUCCCCUUCUUUCCUUUGCGACCUCGCCCAUUUCCAUUGCCACCUACAACUUUUUCAUAUAUUCACAGGCCCUCUCUCCCCCAACAUUUCCAUUUAGUUCUACCACAUCAAAGAUACUCGAGCAAGUUUAAACCUUCAAGCCCGUAGACUCCGAACCAAAGCGCGUUUUUUUUUCUACAAGACAUUUUCCUCUCUUUUCCAGAAGCAUAAUAACAAGCAAUGUCCGAUAUACUAUCCCAGAUCCUAGUCGCUAUUGCUGACCUCAAGACAAGCCAGCAACUUCUUGCUGAUAAGGUUGACAAGAUGCAAGUUGAUGCCGCUCUGUCCAAGAAUGACCAGCUGUUGCAGAAGGUCGCCCAUUAUCACAACUGUCCUGGUCAAUCUGACUCUGAUGGAGACACCGUUGCUUCACCUACGCUUGAAGCUGCGCCAGCUCCGUAUGCCGACAUUUAUACUGAGAAACCUGUUCUAACCACUCAUACUGGACAAAAGGGUAUUCACCCUACUAGAAUGAACUGGGGCGAGUCUGAUCCCAAGACCCGCGGCCCCAUUGUCGUCUCCCAUCUAGCUAACCAGAUUAACCUUCGUAAUGCUAUCGGUGCGUAUGGAGGUCCAUACUCUGUUUAUCGCUCUCUUGCAGUUGCCAUGGGUGACCUGCCUGCAGAUCACAAACCCAAUUUCGAGCAUACGGAGCCACCAAUCAAGAUCAAGCAGCUUCCUCAAUGGGCAGACACCACCAAGAUUGUUUCCAUGGACCCCUUUGGCCAUCUGACGAGCCAUUACUACAAAGAAGAGAUAGAGCAGGGACUAGACAUCCGCCCUACUAUCUCCAUCACCCGUGCUCACAUGAUCGUUCCCGAGAUCCAGGCCGAGCUCGCACGUGGAGGAUUGAAGGUAGACGGCAAAGUAAUUGUGAAUGAGACCGGAGAGCUCAACGUUCAUAAAGCUGCUGUAGACCCUGUUUGGUACUUGCCCGGAGUCGCUGAGCGCCUCAAGGUCGAUGAGGAUCAUUUGCGUCGAUCUCUUUUUGAGAAUACUGGUGGAAUGUACCCAGAACUUAUCUCAAGACCAGACCUCAAAGUUUUCUUACCACCUAUCGGUGGUCUUACUGUCUAUAUAUUUGGCAAUCAUGAACUGCUUUCAGACCCAAAUACUCGUCUGACAGUUCGUGUCCAUGACGAGUGCAACGGUUCUGAUGUUUUUGGAUCUGACAUCUGUACUUGUCGUCCAUACCUUAUCUAUGGUAUGACUGAGUGUAUCAGGGAGGCCCAGAACGGCGGCGUUGGCCUGAUCGUCUACUUCCGUAAGGAAGGACGCGCGCUGGGUGAGGUAACAAAGUACCUUGUGUAUAAUGCUCGUAAACGAGGUGGCGACUCUGCCUCCAAGUACUUCCAACGCACGCAGAAUGUUGCCGGAGUUAAGGAUAUGCGAUUCCAGGCGCUUAUGCCAGACGUUUUCCAUUGGCUUGGUGUCACUAAGAUUGAUCGCUUCAUGUCUAUGUCUAACAUGAAGCAUGAUGCUCUAGUUGAUGCUGGCAUUAAGAUUUUGGAGCGUGUCCCAAUCCCCGACGAGAUGAUCCCUCCAGAUUCCAAGGUGGAGAUGGAUGCCAAGAUUGCUGCGGGUUACUUCACUACAGGCGCGAUCCCACGUGAAGAGGACUUGUGCCGCACAGUCGGACGUGGUUGGGACAGCUUUCAGGCUUAAAAGUGAUGAACAAAUCUUAUUGUUGAUUGACUACCAAGAUGAGAAAGCCUAUAAAAGAUGGAAGGGGAGGAUGAUUACGAUGUCGACAGAGGCGAUAGCUGCAGAAUAGAGCCGCGAAAGAAUCGAAUGGGUAGAAAACCAUGAGGGGUUCUUUUUUUUUCUUGUUGUUUUAUCUUUUAUUCGCUUUUUUUCUUUUUUCUUUUUUUUUUUUCCCUUGGUAGUAG
Messenger RNA from Lobosporangium transversale, 1983 nucleotides. Its product is annotated as GTP cyclohydrolase II, variant. The transcript is spliced from 9 exons. The record is from RefSeq and is a predicted model, not a curated record. Gene Ontology annotation, biological process: riboflavin biosynthetic process. Gene Ontology annotation, molecular function: GTP cyclohydrolase II activity. Bases 275 to 1759 code for a protein of 494 amino acids. Lineage: Eukaryota; Fungi; Mortierellomycota; Mortierellomycetes; Mortierellales; Mortierellaceae.